Molecule: messenger RNA, 571 nt
Organism: Hibiscus syriacus
Lineage: Eukaryota; Viridiplantae; Streptophyta; Magnoliopsida; Malvales; Malvaceae
Product: selenoprotein K-like
Exons: 4
Coding region: 81-395 (104 amino acids)
Biological process (GO): calcium ion transport; endoplasmic reticulum calcium ion homeostasis
Cellular component (GO): Golgi apparatus; endoplasmic reticulum membrane
Source: RefSeq, a predicted model, not a curated record
UUAAAAAUCUCCAAUCGGUGCUCCGCAUUCAUCUGCAUAAUUUUCCUGUUUCUGGAGAAGACGACCCUGGAAUUUUCCUCAUGGCUUACGUCGAAGGAGGCAUUGUGAAAUCACAGCGAUCAAUAUGGCGACUGAGAACCAUCCCCGAUUUUUUCUGGGCGAUCAUCAAUUUCAUUGGAGUGUUCUUCUCAACCAUGUUCUCGAUGGAAAAGUCGGAUGCCUAUAGAAAAGGUAUUGGUUCAAGCAAGAAAUGGGAUGGUGGUCCAGGUGGACCUGGAAGUGGACCAUAUGGUGGCGGCGGCGGCGGUCCACGACGACCACCACGUGGACUAGACAAUGUUCGGGGGAUUGACCAUAGUUCCCUUCCUGCCUGUGGUUCUUGCUGCGGUGGCUAAAUGCAGCAGCGUAUUCCUUGUGCAUACACGGUUAUUAUCUGAUGACCUCUUAUUUUGAGUAAGUACAUUCUAAAUUUCUAAUGUUAAUAGAUUGCCUGGGAAACAGAUAAUUCUAAACCUCUAUAUACCAGUGAUGCUUGUAUGUACUUUCAAACUUAUUGGAAUAAUUCAUGUUU